This is a messenger RNA of Castor canadensis (American beaver), 2414 nucleotides long. RefSeq names its product MFSD2 lysolipid transporter B, sphingolipid (gene Mfsd2b). Gene Ontology annotation, cellular component: plasma membrane. Gene Ontology annotation, biological process: lipid transport; carbohydrate transport. Gene Ontology annotation, molecular function: symporter activity; sphingolipid intramembrane carrier activity. The record is from RefSeq and is a predicted model, not a curated record. NCBI's taxonomy places the organism in Eukaryota, Metazoa, Chordata, Mammalia, Rodentia, Castoridae.
CAACCGGCGCAGUCGGAGCGGAGCUGCUGCGCGCGAUGGCGGCGCCCCCGGAGCCCACCCCGGUCCCCGCCGAGGAGGAGCCCCGCUCGGAGGAGCCCCGCUCGGACAGCAGAGGUGGUCGCCUCUCGUUCUGUACAAAGGUGUGUUACGGCAUUGGUGGGGUCCCCAACCAGGUGGCCUCCAGCGCCUCAGCCUUUUACCUGCAGCUCUUCCUGCUAGAUGUGGCACAGAUCCCUGCUGCCCAAGCCUCACUGGUCCUGUUUGGAGGGAGGGUAUCUGGGGCAGUUGCUGACCCUGUGGCCGGGUUCUUCAUCAACAAAAGCAGGAGGACAGGGUCUGGACGACUCAUGCCCUGGGCGCUGGGCUGCAUGCCCUUCAUCGCCCUGGCCUACUUCUUCCUGUGGUUCCUGCCCCCCUUCACCAGCCUGCGUGGCCUCUGGUACACCACCUUCUACUGCUUGUUUCAGGCCCUGGCUACGUUCUUUCAGGUACCCUACACAGCGCUCACUAUGAUCCUCACCCCCAUCCCCAGGGAGCGGGACUCUGCCACUGCCUACCGGAUGACCAUGGAGAUGGCAGGGACCCUGAUAGGAGCCACUGUCCAUGGACUGAUCGUGUCCAGUGCCCACAGGUCUCAGCAGUGUGAGGACACUGUGCUCUCCAGGCCUGCUACUGUCUCUCCAGAUGCAACCCGUCUCUACUCCAUUGCAGCUGCUGUGGUUGCUGUAACUUACCCUGUGUGUGGCAGUCUGCUCUGCCUAGGCGUGAAGGAGCAGCCAGAGCCCUCCGUCCCAGCCUCAGGCCAAAGCUUGAGCUUCCUAGCUGGGCUGAGCCUCACUACCCGGCACCCACCCUACGUGAUUCUGGUGGCCUCCUUCCUGUUCAUUUCAGCUGCCAUUCAGGUGGAGCAGAACUACCUGGUCCUGUUUUGUACACAUGCUACCCGGCUACAUGACCAUGUCCAGAACCUGGUGUUAACCAUCCUGGUCUCAGCCGUGCUGAGCACUCCACUGUGGGAGCGGGUUCUCCAGCGAUUUGGGAAGAGGACAUCAGCCUUUGGCAUCUGUGCGAUGGUGCCCUUUUCAAUCUUGCUGGCAGCUGUGCCCACAGCCCCCGUGGCAUAUACUGUGGCCUUCUUCUCUGGCAUGAGCAUUGCUGUGUCCCUGCUGCUACCCUGGUCCAUGCUGCCAGACGUAGUGGAUGACUUCCAGCUGAAGCAUCAGCGUGCCCUGGGUCUGGAGACAAUCUUCUACUCGUCCUACGUCUUCUUCACCAAGCUUUCAGGAGCAGGCGCCCUGGGCAUCUCCACCCUGAGUCUGGAGUUUGCAGGGUAUAAGGCAGGAGCCUGUGAGCAGGCGGAGGAGGUGGUGGUUACCCUCAAGGUCCUUAUUGGUGCUGUGCCCACCUGCAUGAUCCUCACUGGUCUGUGCAUCCUUAUGGUUGGACCCACUGCCAAGGUGCCAACCCAGGACACCUCCUGCCAGCUAAGCCUUCGAAGAAGGACCAGCUACAGUCUUGCGUGAAGUUCAAGAGGACUCUGUAAGCCGAACAGCAGAAGCUUGUGUCUUCUAGGCCUCAAGUCUCUCAUUGGCCCUUGAGCACCUGCCUGGCAGUUUAGCACACAGCAUUUUCCCUUGGCCUAUGGACUCUUCAGUGACUUCUCCUGAGGGGACCAGACUGGGUUCCAGGACCCCCAUCUGGCAUCUCUAUCUUAUGAAAACACAGAAACUACAGUUUUCUAGAGACCAUGCCUUUGGUGCAGAAAGAUCCAUUAAGGUUUAUUUUUUCAAAAUAAAAGGUUUAUGUUCCGCAGUCUGUAAAAUGUAACUGUGGAUAGCCUUUUCAUCCCACUGCUGGAAUCCCAUGAGGAGGGGAGGAUAAAGGUGUUCAAUGUCAUUAAACCUGGCCAUGUACCUGGGGCAUAUAUCUUCACAUGCAUUCCUUAGACCAGGGACACCAUGUGGGAGCCAGGUUCCUCCUGUCCUCAGGAAGAGACACAAAGUUGAGACUCUAGGGUGACCCAAGGCACAGGUGAUGGUGGCUCAUAUGGAUCGGGCCUGGGGAGGGCCCAGAAGUGUUCAACAUGAAUAAAUGUUUGCCAAAUGAAUGAGGACAGGUUACCCUCAUCCUUAAAACCAACAAAAAAUAGAUUUCUUUCUUUCCUUGGUUUUCUCCUCUUCAAAUAAUCUGUCUUAUUGGUCUCCCCAAUCCCUGCCCUUGCUAUCUCCUCUGCCUCACCUGCCAUGCUUAACCCAUUAAACUUGGCCUUGGCCUCCAUGACCAAGGAGAGAGUGCUGCUGACAAGAUGAAAGGGAGAUCUGAGUUUAUAUGAUGCUUCCAUCUUUUUCAAGUGACUGGUUGACUUAUUUAACAAGUUUGAGCCUCAUUUUUUAGUUUUGCAUUGUUUUUAUUAU